UCACACGAUAAAGAACAGGGGAAGAGCUUGGACCUGGUAUAAAAGAUCUGGAGAUCUCUGGGGGAUCACAUGGGACCUGAAACUGCCAGAAUGUUGACCUUGGCUCUUCUCGCCCUUCUCUGUGCGUCGGCCUCUGCCAAUGCCAUUCAGCCAAGGUCCUCCUCCUACAACGGAGAGUACGGAGGCGGUGGAGGGGAGCGAUUCUCCCAUUCUGGCAACCAGCUGGACGGCCCCAUCACCGCCCUGCGCGUCCGCGUUAACAAGUACUACAUCGUGGGUCUCCAGGUGCGCUACGGCAAGGAGUGGAGUGAUUAUGUGGGUGGCAAGCAGGGAGACCUGGAGGAAAUCUUCCUGCACCCUGGGGAGUCAAUAAUCCAGGUGUCUGGCAAGUACAAGUACUACCUGAGGAAGCUGGUCUUCGUGACUGACAAGGGCCGCUACCUGCCUUUCGGGAAAGACACAGGCACGAGUUUUAAUGCUGUCCCCCUGUACCCCAACACUGUGCUGCGUUUCAUUAGUGGCCGAUCUGGUUCCCUCAUCAACGCCAUUGGCCUGCACUGGGAUGUUUACCCCAGUGACUGCAGCAGCUGCUGAGCCCCAGCCUGCCCCAGAGAGGCGGGGGGACCUCCAUUCCUGCUAACCCCCAUCCGCAUGGCUCAAUAAAAGGAUGU
Molecule: messenger RNA, 671 nt
Organism: Talpa occidentalis (Iberian mole)
Lineage: Eukaryota; Metazoa; Chordata; Mammalia; Eulipotyphla; Talpidae
Gene: ZG16
Product: zymogen granule protein 16
Exons: 4
Coding region: 70-594 (174 amino acids)
Source: RefSeq, a predicted model, not a curated record